Molecule: messenger RNA, 2707 nt
Organism: Alternaria rosae
Lineage: Eukaryota; Fungi; Ascomycota; Dothideomycetes; Pleosporales; Pleosporaceae
Exons: 3
Coding region: 383-2476 (697 amino acids)
Source: RefSeq, a predicted model, not a curated record
AUACCCAAGCGUGCGCGUAGCUAUCGUUUCUUAUCUUAGUAGAGCAUGCGUGUCAAUGGAAAGAGCAUUAGAACGAGUCACCUGCUUGUAUACUAGCGGCUUGGCGCGGACGUGUCACACCCUCCUCGCACCUCAGUCAACGAGCAGCCACGGUACACAUGUUGCACAACACACUUCCUUUCUCUUCAAACUACGAAGCAAAGACGGCCUUUCACAGGCUAGGGAGGUCUUUCAAGUACCGCGGUAGCCGCCCUUGUGACUGACCCACGGUACUCACAUGCACACAUGGAUAUUUGCCAGACUACCGAGUAAUAUACCAGCGCGAUAAUCUGCGCUUCAACUCAACCGCCCAAACCACGUCUCAUUCUCACUUCAUACCGCAAUGGCGCCGAUGACGCCACCCAACUCUAGUCCCAGGAAGCGACGCGUAGCGAGUCCGGCAAACGGAGUCAAGACACCACCUCUCUCACGGGAAGCCGCGAUACCAGAAAUCAGUCCCGAAGAACCCCAAGAUGGCGACCAACACGAUACGACUGCGCUGUUGAACCAAGUCGACACCCACCUUGUCCAAAAUAACGGAAUGCUCUGCCUACCAUCCGAACUUCUUGAAGUUAUAGCCUCCAACCUGCUCGGCACUACGCACAUCUUCAAUUUUGGGCUAGUCAACAAACGCCUUGGAGGGAUCGUUCAAGAGAUCAUCGUGCGAGAGCUGAUCGUGUCGGGAAGGAACAUCAAAGGCUUCUUGCGAAUGCUUAGCUAUCACCCGGAGCUUCUCAACAAGGUAUCUAGUGUUAAUCUUGGGGAUUUUGGAUGUAGUCACUACGCAGGCUGUUUCUGUGCGAACUCGAACAGUCUCGACCUGGACAUACUGGAAGGUCUUGGCGCAGCCAUCUCUACGACUACCGGACAUACCGCGGACUGGAGUCAAGUUCGGGAAAGCAACGCUUCAGGCGGCACCACCUGGAGGAAAGAACCAGCUUUCUCCCUUGAUCUUCUCGCGAUAUCGUGUCCCAACAUCAAAUCGGUCACAGUUCAGCUACCAGAAGCGAGGUCGUUUCCCUCCAGCCAACCGCCACGUCCUGUUCAGCGGGCUCCUCAAGUCUUUCCGGCGCUUAACCCUGAGUUGCUACCCGUCGCUCCAUUUCAAGGCCCAGCGCUACAGCUGUUUCAGGCCAAGCUCGAAUCUCUCACAAUCGCGGAGAACACCAGAUGGAAAGGGCCACCCACCAUGGAGGUUCUCGGGUCGCACGAUGCCAAAUGGCGGAAUAUGGGAACGCACAUAAUCACACUGGCGAACUUCUCAAGAUUGAAGUGGCUUGACAUACCCAUGGACAUUCUUGGGCGCCCAUACGACAUAGUCUUCUCUCCUACGGGCAACCCUGCGGCAGCGUCACGUCUAGCAGCGAGUGUCAAUGAUGCGCUUCCGGCCAGCAAGACUUUGGCGGAGCUACGUUCCAAAGUCAUGCCACCCACUAUCCAAAACAUUCACCUGCGCUCAUGUAACAAAUGGACGUUUGCUCUUUUGCAAAGGAUUAACGAAGUUCCUGUGGGUGACCUGAGACUCAAGCACAUUGAGCUAUCUUUCAACACGCCGUGUAAACACCUCAUCAUACAGUGCAAUGCUUCUGAUCUGGGUCGGCUAGAUUACCUUGAUCUACUUACGAGCCUCGAUCGCAAAGGCAUCAAAGUGACCUUCCACAGUGGGCCCCAAGAGGUCUCCGGUGACAUGCGCAAAGAACUCGAGGCGUUUUAUCGUUUACGGCAUCUGGAAAUAUGGCGCUGCUCAGGAUCAUCCGCGCCAUUCUCCGAGUGGGCUCCAGAAGCAAGCAGACAGCCGCAACUGGCCUUUGGCGUUAGGGUCUUCUUACGCCACGUCGACCACCACUCGCAACUCCUGAACAGCCCUACAUUUGAUUUGAGGCUGUGGGCACAGGGUGCAUUCUUUCACGGUAUCAGGAACAGCAAGUGGGACCCGCAGCUUCAAGAUCCAAACAAGAAGCAAGUGAUGAUCGACUCUAGUGGAUGGGCUGACAGGGCUCUUGGGAAGCGUGCGUUCAGGCGACGGCUUUCGCCGUUACUGAACCUGGACACUUUUCAGUUCACCCUCCGCUUCGAGCAGAAACUUGCGCCCAUCGCUAAAGAGACUCUAUUCCUUGGUUCGAGCUUUGUCACCACGGAGAGUACUAACGCACAGUUUUCAGAUCAGCACAGAGACUCGACGAAGAAAUCGUGUGCGAAAGAAGAGCAGACAAAGCGGUCCAAGAAAGCUGAAUCCACUGAGCUUGCAUCAUACAUUACCGAUAAGACGCAGGGCUUGGAGGAGGACAUAGAACGUCUGCAGCUAGAAUCUGUCAAUAUUCCCGUGGCCGCCGAAUUCAGUGAGACACAGUGGGCUAGCGUUGCCUGGAAGAUACUGCUGCAACCGAAGAAAAAGGCAUGCAUCAAUGACUGUCCGGGAUGCCUGGAUGAUAUGUAAUGAUAGGGUGAAGAUGUUCGGUAUGUGCCAUGGGCUAGGAUCCCGGGCCGAUCUUCUAUCUGCAUAUGUUCAGCGUGGAGUUGUAGAACUGAGAAAGAUUCCAGAUAGUAUUCAUGGUUCUUCGGGAAGAGCAAUGGGUAUGCGAUACGCCGGAGUCAUCAGCUGUACCCACUCGCUGGAAAGAUCAGGAGUGAAAGAUACAAGCCACGUGACACAACCGUGCGCUUCCUC